Messenger RNA from Haliotis rufescens (red abalone), 4157 nucleotides. RefSeq lists its product as uncharacterized. The transcript has 12 exons. NCBI's taxonomy places the organism in Eukaryota, Metazoa, Mollusca, Gastropoda, Lepetellida, Haliotidae. The record is from RefSeq and is a predicted model, not a curated record. Bases 157 to 2226 code for a protein of 689 amino acids.
UCAACAUGGCUGCCGGCGAGGUACGGAGCAGACGGCAAUAGUAGUAACAGGGAAAAAGCUGCUACAACUGAGUAUUUCUGUGUAAAAAGUGAUGACAUACAAGAGGCAGAUAUAAACUACGUUGUUUGAUGUCAUGAUACAGACGUCUCGGAAAAAAUGUCAUCUAUAUCAAUGAAAAUAUUUCUCUGUGUUUCGGUGCUACUGGUUUUCCUCAACAAAUCAGAUGGCUGCACUUUCCCCUCUGACCUCACCGGCGACUGGGUCACAAGUAGCCGGAGUACUUUGACCUUUACCUCAACGACCUUCACCCCGUGGACCGUGACCUCGCAGGGGACCUUCACCUUCACAUGUCUGCAGAAUAAUGGUUCAUUCUACAUUAGCAAAUCGAAUAGUUUCUCCUAUGUCGGCCUCACCUGGUACGCCUAUCUCUGCAUGGACCUCAACGCCAUCAACUCCAACGCCUUCUACUACAACCUGGGGUCAAGUAGGGAGGCAGGUGCCGGCAAUGACAAGGUGAAGAUCUUCGCAGAUGGAACAACUAUCACACAGGCCCUCAUCUGUGAUGACGUCAGUUACACCAUCGGCACACACGACGUCAUGGUCAAAAGCGGAGCAGCCGCCAGCGCCGCCAGUAGUUGCCCGACAGACGUGCAGGCCAAGUGGAUGUACUCUUUAGAUGCCGGAAGUGGUGACACGUGCUCAUCCGGGUCCUACCUAGAAGUGUGCACUGACACCACAGCGAUGAACUUCAACUACACUUCCUGUAACUCGAACGUCGCUUACUCGGCGGGAGGCAGUCUUUAUUGCAUAUACAACACCACCAGCGGGGCCAACACCUACCUCACCCUCUACAACAACGACAUAACGACGGAUGAGGCAUCGACGUACAGAUUUACAUGCAUGGUGCUGAGUGCUUCAGGCAGCCAGGUGUACAUGACACAGUACCCACAACAAUGCUUGUCCAACCAGACCUCUACAUCAGUUGUCUCCCCUGGCGCCACACUUGUUCUUCAGAAUUCAACUUCUUGCAACCCUACCACUACGGCACCAACUACUACCGCUGCUACUGCUACUACGACGGCCCCUGUGUCGUCUGCUCUGGCCACCGGCCUGGGGGUCACUUUCGGUCUGCUGUUUAUCAUUUUGGUUGCUGUCGUCGUUAUCUGGUGCUUGUGGAAACAGAACAAAGAGAAUGCAAAAAUAAGGGGGGAUAAAGAUGUUGAGGGGGGAACGCAAGAAGGGGGGAAGGAAUUGGACAAGCCGGACGGAGCAGUACCCCCGGAUGUUCUCCCGACCAUUCCGGACAAACCCCAGAGUCCGUCCGGGGAAACUCUCCGCCCGACAACUAGCGGAUCAAUCCACGUGACCAUGGGUUCUGCCGACGAGAGCGAGCGGGAUAGUAAACUGUCUGAUCUCAGCGUCGAGGAGCAUAUUUCUCCCCCGACAGGGUACAACGUGGUGGGCGUCCAUCCAGGUCUAGAGGACGAAGUAACCGUGUUGGAACCUACGCCAGUCAAGACAUUUGCUCCACAGAGAGGCGUUGUUCCGAAAGGAGCCGUUUCUUUGAGCAAUGGAACCAAGCCACGGCCGAAGGUUGGGAAGCGAACGAAGCUUCCCCCAGUCGAAGGGAAGCCGUUACCCCCCAUCAAAGAGGACAUCACCCCCAGGGGAGUGAGUGGCCGUAGGGGCAGUCAGACCAGUCUACGGAGGAAAUUCGGCCAGAAGGGCAUUGUCGGAGUAGAGGAGACCAGUACGGAAAGUGGGGAAGAGCUGCCUGGUCAGCCUCAGACCCGGGGGGUGGUCAAACUCAGGCCGGUCAAGAUGCAGCGCGGAGGAAAGAAGCCUGUCCCAGAGAAACCAGAGAAGAAGGUUCGAACCCGGAGCUACAGGGACGCUAAAGAUUCCUCUGUUGACGACGACGACUACGUCCCGCCAUCCACGCCGAUCAAAAUAACCAGAGUGGACAUCCCCAGUCUGGCCAAGGAGGACUUCAAGAGGACAAGGAGCAACAAAUCUGACAUGAAGGUCGUCGACAUGGAUGAUGAAGGUGAAAAGAAUGUUCUCCCGGGCGCUACACUAGAAGAGAAUCCCGACUAUCCGUUCACGUCCCCUCGCAAGCGCUCCUGGCUUCAAGAAGCAGUCCCAGACGACCAAGUAGAGGUGUGGGGCAAGGUGUCAACCCUCUGGAAGCUGGGUCAGGUGUGGUCAGACAAGGUACACAUGUGAGGCAGAGGCCAUUGAGGUCACACGUGAGGCAGAGGUCACCUGGGGUCACACGUAAGGAAGAGGCCACCAGGUCAAACGUGAGACAGAGGUCAUCACAGGUCACACGUGAGGCAAAGGCCAACUGAGGUCACACGUGAGGCAGAAGUCAUCCGAUGUCGGACUUUCGUAACCUUUCGUUGAAUGCAUGCUACGCUACGUCGAAUAUGAUCGCAUGUCGUUGGUUAUAUGUAUUUUGUCGUAUCCGGUUUAGCAUAAGUAAACUAGUUGUGUUGUUUAUGUUGCAAUAACUGGAAGUCCGAGAUGGUUGAUGUUAGUAGUUAUAUUGGCCAUAUUUACAGUGUUGCCCAUUUGGUAACGUAGAGAUUAACUCUUUUUCGAGAAGACUAUGUUAGUGACAACAGCUAGUUGAUGUUCGUGUUGAGCUGUCUUACUUUUUUUGAGGUUUUACGUGCGCUUUCCGGCUGCAAGCGUAUGUCGCACACGGUUGAGCUGUCGUCGACUCACGGUUUAAGUAACAUAGCCUUACACCAUUAUGAUGACGUCACACUGUUGUUGUUGUUGACUCUCAGCCAGGAAUUCAGUGGCAAUUCUGAACGUGUAAAACUCAUGCAUCUAUCGGUCAUUAUGCAAAUUAUAGAGAAAUUAUACAUCCAUAACAUGGUCUGAGAUAUCACUCGAUUUCCGGAAGCCUUCGGGACUCGUUGAUUCUACUUCCGGAAUCAACAUGUGAUCAUGGUUUACUGAGAAAAGUAGGGAGGGACGGGGCUGCUGGUUAAAGCGUUCAAACUCGUCAUGCCGAAGUUACGAGUUCGAUUCCCCAAAUGGGUACAGUGUGUGAAGCCCUGUAUAGUGUCCCCCGUGUGAUUUUGGUGAGACAGCGCUAAACGCGGCAUAAAACCAAACACUCAUUCACUGAGAAAAGUAGUCCUUCCAGAUUUUCACUUGUUUCUCGACUUUCGAACUAAAAAUUACCAGUAUAAUCAAAAUUCCAAUUUUCAUUCGUCUCUGGAGUACGGGUAGUCCUGCACCAUGACCGUGGAAUAUAUUUAUUUUAUGAAAAAAAAUAAUUUAGAAAUGCAUACAAAAGCAAGUCUAGAAAUCAGCAUAGGGAAUUUUUUAUAUUUUUAGGGUCAAGAAGGAUAUUAUGUAAUAUAAGAUUUCAGAGACUAAAUGUUAGUCUAGAGUACGGGCUAAUGCCUGUAUUAUACAUUGAACUACAUAACAACACCUAAUCUUCUGGGGAUUCGUGUUGGGUGAAGAUUAGGAUUUGCGUCAGACGGUCACUCGUGGAUCAGUACAAGUAAAGGAUUAGUCACUAGCCGUGUCUGAUGCCCCGAGUCUGUCCUUGACAACCCCAGCCAUUGUGUAACUAAUGUUAAGUUGCAAGGAAGGUAGGACACCUUCAACCCCACUUUCGUGAAAUAUUUGUAAAUAAAUGUAAAAAUCUGUGAAAAGGUUUGCUUGUGUACUAUUUAUUCAACUUGAUUAAUAAAAUCAUGUCAGAUUUUAUUUUCGGUAUAUUAUAUUUUUGUAAGAAUUUUGAAUACCUUAUUUAUUAUUUAUUUAUUGUAUGUUUUAAUAGUUUUCUGAAUGUGUCGAAUAGAAUGGAUGUUGAAAGCAUUGUCCAGUAUUGUCCAGUCACACACGUUAAUUAAGUAUAAGUCAGUGCAGGGAUGCGGCCGUUUGUUUUGUAUUUUGAGCACUGCGAGCACUCGAAACCCAGGGUCCACUUGCACAAAGCAAUCUUAGCGCUACGACUAUUGUAAGCCUAUGUUAAAGCAUGGGAGUUACGAUCAUCUUAGCGCUAAGAUCGCUUUGUGCAAGCAGGCCCAGGUCCAUGUAAAAAUGUGCACGUGGACCUAGGUUUCCAAGACCAAGCAUUUAAUGUUUGUAUGAGUCUUUUCACAGGUGAUGUUUGCAAUAAAAUUGAU